This is a messenger RNA of Juglans microcarpa x Juglans regia, 1774 nucleotides long. Its product is annotated as BTB/POZ domain-containing protein At1g63850-like. The transcript has 2 exons. Lineage: Eukaryota; Viridiplantae; Streptophyta; Magnoliopsida; Fagales; Juglandaceae. The coding region runs from base 191 to 1567 and encodes 458 amino acids. The record is from RefSeq and is a predicted model, not a curated record.
UGACCCCACCAUCCAUCCCCCGCAAUCAGUUUUUCCAAUUCAAGAUAACGCCGUUCCUCGUCUUUCCCUCUCUCCUUUCUCCUCUCCCGUAAAUAACAUCUUCACCGCCCAGAAACAGAAACUCCAUUUUUACAUCCCAUUUUCUUAGAGGUCCCGAACCUAACCCAAUCCUCCUCUACUCUGGAUAAAAAUGAUAGUUGCCGGACUCAAGAAAAGGCAGCGGGUGGCCACCACCUCCGCCUCCUCAGUAUUCUUUAACGAUCCCUCCACCGCAGACGUCAUACUCCGCCUCUUCAUUACACCCUCCCCAUUCGAAUCCUCCGCCACCGCCACUCCAGAUUCCGACGACACCUCUUCCAACCACAAAUACGACGACGUUCAGAUCCACCUCCACUCACACAUCCUCCACCGCUCCAAAUACUUCUCCGCCCUCUUAUCCGACAGAUGGCAGCCAACCCACAACCUUAAGAACAACAGUUCCAAUCUCAAACCCUUAAAUCUCAACCUUGGAAUCUCUUCCUCCUCUGGGUCCCUCCAGUCCCACCUCACCGUUCUCCAACUCCUCUACAGUUCCGAUCUCUCCGGUUCCAUCGAUAGCGCCUCCACCGCCCUCGAUCUCCUCCCCGUCGCCCUCGAGCUCCUCUUCGAGGACUGCGUCAGGUCCUGCGUCCAGUUCCUCGAGGUUGUGCCAUGGACCGAGGACGAAGAGAAGCGAGUUUUAAAUAUAAUCCCAUUUCUGAAGGAGGAAGAGAGCAAGGAACUCCUUGCUAGGGUCUUGCCCGGUCGGAACGAUUCGUGCGACGAAAUGCUCCGAGGCCUGGUGUUGUCCGCCAUUCACAAUUAUCCGAACGUGGCGUUCGUGAAGGCCUUCGUGGCGAAGAUUCUGAGGGAUUUCUCGUCGAUGGAAUCGGCCAAGAGGGUAUUGGAGAGUGCGUUCGAGACGAGCUUGAAGGUCGUGAAGGAGUCGCUGGAGGAGUACUCGAGCCCGGACUUCAGAGGGGAUCAUAACGAGACCGAGGCGAUUCAGAGGCUCAAUCUGCACACGGCGAUGACCAACGGCAGACAUUUGCUGUGGUUGGUGGAGAGGAUGAUCGAACUGAGGGUGGCCGAUACAGCGGUCAAUGAGUGGAGCAACCAGGCGGCCUUCACGGCCGAUUUGCAGAGGGCGUUUCGGGACGAUGCGUGGAGGAAUAUCGUGCCAGGGUUACCGGCUGUUGUGCUGAGAUGCACCUCUAAGCUCGCUAAUGCUGUCGCUGCGGGCAACAUUUUGGCCACCAGACAGGUUAGAAAGAAGCUUGUGAAAGAUUGGCUUCCUGUUCUUAUCGCGUGCAAGGACAAUGUGUCGCCCAUGUCGCCUGGUAACAAAUCACUGUACCUGGAAUUGGAAGAGACAUUUCUGAGAAUAAUCUCCACACUGCCCAUGUCAGAUGCGCAGGAAUUGUUGCAGCAGUGCCUCAGCUUUUCGACGCGAAAUGUCGAAGAUUGCCCUCACUUGUUCACAGCAUUCAACACCUGGUUCCGCCGGGCGGCUCGACCUCCAGGAACAGGAACAGACGGCCUCUGUUAGAGGUACUGCUGUUUUAAGUUGUGAUUGUAGAUAGAUGUUGUGCCAUCGUGCUGCUGUCGCAACCGGGGGUUCAGCCUUUUCUGUCAAUUACUGUGCAUAUAUUAUCAGUGUUAUAGAUAGUUAGAGCUUUGUAUUGGACAGUGUAUAUAAAACUGUAUCUAUCCCGCGUCUGCAAUGCAACACAAGCAAGCUUGAGUGCUUUUGAUA